Molecule: messenger RNA, 1191 nt
Organism: Penicillium taxi
Lineage: Eukaryota; Fungi; Ascomycota; Eurotiomycetes; Eurotiales; Aspergillaceae
Product: mannitol-1-phosphate 5-dehydrogenase
Exons: 2
Coding region: 1-1191 (396 amino acids)
Biological process (GO): mannitol catabolic process
Cellular component (GO): cytosol
Molecular function (GO): mannitol-1-phosphate 5-dehydrogenase activity
Source: RefSeq, a predicted model, not a curated record
AUGGCAAAGACUGCUGUUCACUUCGGUGGUGGAAAUAUCGGCCGUGGCUUCGUUGCCGAGUUUCUUCACACUGCCGGUUAUGAAGUCGUCUUCGUUGACGUGAUGGAUAGCAUCAUCACCUCCCUUCAAAACACAAAGUCUUACCAAGUCACUGAGGUCAGUGAAGGAGGCGAGGUCACCAAGACCAUUACCAACUACCGUGCUAUCAACUCCAAGACCCAUGAGAAGGAUGUCAUCCAGGAAAUCGCCAACGCUGAGAUCGUGACCUGUGCUGUGGGCCCCAACAUCCUCAAGUUCAUCGCACCCGUCAUUAGCAAGGGUAUUGAUGCUCGCACUGUCACCAAGCCUCUGGCUGUCAUUGCCUGCGAGAACAUGAUCGGUGCCACCGACUCUCUGCACGGCUUCAUCAAGGAUAACACCGACUCGACACGUCUCGAGACCAUGGAAGAGCGGGCUCGGUUUGCCAACUCUGCUAUUGACCGCAUCGUCCCUGCUCAGGCCCCAAACAGUGGACUCAAUGUGCGCAUCGAGAAGUUCUAUGAGUGGGUCGUCGAACAGACUCCCUUCGGCGAGUUUGGACACCCUGAUAUCACAGCCAUACAUUGGGUCGACAACCUCGAACCCUACAUUGAACGCAAACUGUUCACCGUGAACACUAGCCAUGCUACUGCAGCCUACUAUGGCCGCUACGCUGGUAAGACUACUAUCGCUGAGGCGAUGAAGGAGCCCUUCAUCCGCAACACCGUUCGUGAGGUGCUCCAGGAAACCUCUAGCCUCAUCGUCGCCAAACACGGUAUCAGCGCUAAAGAACAAUCUGACUAUGUCGAGACUAUCAUCGGUCGUAUUUCCAACCCUUAUUUGGAGGACACCGUGGAGCGUGUGGGUCGUGCCCCAGUGCGCAAGCUUUCUCGAAAGGAGCGAUUCAUCGGACCGGCUUCCCAGCUGGCUGAGCGUGGCAUAUGCCCUGAUGCUCUGAUGGGAUCGGUGGAGAUGUGUCUUCGUUUCCAGAAUGUCGAAGGUGACGACGAGAGCUUCGACCUCGCUACCAUUCUCAAGGAGAACUCGCCCGCAGACGCCACUGUCCAACUCACUGGCCUUGAGCGAAAUCACCCUCUUUUCCCGACUGUGUCCAAUGUGAUCUUCAAGGUCCAAUCUGAGGCUAAGGAGACCGCAGGCCAGCCUCGUAUGUAG